Messenger RNA from Camellia sinensis, 588 nucleotides. NCBI's taxonomy places the organism in Eukaryota, Viridiplantae, Streptophyta, Magnoliopsida, Ericales, Theaceae. The record is from RefSeq and is a predicted model, not a curated record.
UUGAUUGAAAAUUGCAUAUACCUUCGGCCUCCCAAGAUCAAAAUCUUGGGAUUAGGGUUUAGGGUUAGGAAUCAAUUUCUAAAUCUUCACCAGAGAAUGAAACUUGAUCAUCGCCGACCGGAAGAAAAAAUGAAUAGCGUUAGCCCAUGGAAACGGAAACGCCCUGAACGGGAAGGUUCAUUCGUAAUUCCGCGACAUAGUAUUGGGGAGAGGUUUGACCAUUUUGUAUAUGCUAAUAUGGACGUAGAUAUUGAUACCAAAAGAGCGGCUUUGAAAGCUUCUCCUUCAGUUGUUUGUCUUACAUCCCUUACAGGUGGGAAGAUGUUUGCAUGUUCUGGGACUAUAAUAGAAUGCGAGGAUGUUAAUGGAACAUUCAUCAGUACCAUUUUAACUUCUGCGACUCUCCUAAGAUCACCUAUUGAUGCAAAUGCUAUACAGAUGAUAGAAGGCAACAUUAGGCAUAACAACACUGUAUACAAAUUACAUAAUGAUGAUGAUGAUGAUGAUGAUGAUGAUGAUGAUAUUGACAUUGGUGAGUACAACAUUAGUAAUCAAAAGAAUAUCGUUAGUUCCGAUGAUCUCUCUUAA